This is a messenger RNA of Mastomys coucha (southern multimammate mouse), 3919 nucleotides long. RefSeq names its product interleukin 10 receptor subunit alpha (gene Il10ra). Bases 147 to 1853 code for a protein of 568 amino acids. The transcript is spliced from 7 exons. Gene Ontology annotation, molecular function: protein binding. Lineage: Eukaryota; Metazoa; Chordata; Mammalia; Rodentia; Muridae. The record is from RefSeq and is a predicted model, not a curated record.
GGGCUGAGGGCGGAGCGUAUCGAGGCCCCGCCCUCAGGUGGAAGUCAAGCUAGGCGGGCGGAUUCAGCCGCAGUCUUUUCAGUUCCCCGGACGCGGCCGGAGGCGUAAAGGCCGGCUCCAGUGGACGAUGCCGCUGUGCGCCCAGGAUGUUGUCGCGUUUGCUCCCACUCCUCGUCACGAUCUCCAGCCUGAGCCUGGAAUUCAGCGCACACGGGACAGAACUGCCGAACCCUUCCUAUGUGGGGUUUGAAGCCAGAUUUUUCCAGCACAUCCUCCGCUGGACGCCUAUCCCAAACCAGUCUGAGAGCACCUACUACGAAGUGGCCCUCAAAAAGUACGGAACCUCGACCUGGAAAGAUAUCCACAUCUGUAGAGAGGCUCAGGCGUUGUCCUGCGAUCUCACAACAUUCACCCUGGAUCUGUACCAUAGCUAUGGCUACAGGGCCAGAGUCCGGGCAGUGGACAGCAAUCGGUACUCCAACUGGACCAUCACUAAGACUCGCUUCACUGUGGACGAAGUGAUUCUGACGGUGGGUAGCGUGACUCUGAAAGUAACCAACGGCAUCAUCUACGGGACAAUCCAUCCCCCCAGACCCACGAUAGCCCCUGCAGGGGACGAGUACGAACAGAUCUUCAAGAAUCACCGCACUUACAGAGUUUUCAUCCGGAAGUUCUCGGGACAAAAGAAUACAACUGAGACAGUGGAACAGGAAAACUUUGCCCUCAAAGUCCCCAGAGGGAUGAGAAAUUUUUGUGUCAAGGUGCUGCCCUACGUGAAAACUCGAAAUAACAAGGCAGAGUGGUCGGAGGAGCAGUGUUUACAUAUCACGCUGGAGCAGUAUUUCACAGUGACCAACCUCAGCAUCUUAUUCAUAUCUAUCCUGCUAUUCAGUGGAGUCCUGGUCUGCCUGGUUUUCCUGUGGUACAUCCGGCGCCCUGGGAAAUUGCCUGCAGUCCUGGUCUUCCAGAAGCCCCACAACUUCCUCCUGGCCAACCCUCUCUCCCCAGAAACUCCUGAUGCCAUUCAUACCCUGGACCUGGAGGCCUUCCCGAAGGUGUCACCAGAGCUCAGAGACUCAGACCUGCAUGGCAGCACUGACAGUGGCUUUGGCAGUGGUAAACCAUCACUUCAGACUGAAGAGUCGCAGUUCCCCCUCCCUGGCUCCCACCCCCAGAUACAGGGGACUCCAGAGCUACGGGACACCUGUGGUAACAACACGGACAGUGGGAUUUGCUUGCAGGAACCCAGUUCACACUCCAGCAUGGGGCCCUCCUGGAAGCAGCAGCUUGGAUAUACACAUCAGGACCAGGAUGACAGUGAUGUUAACCUAGUCCAGGACUCUCCGAGGCAGCCUGAAUACAGACAGGAUGUCUCUGCCUUGGGCCAUGCCUGUCUCCUAGAGCCUAAAGUCCCUGAGGAGAAAGACCAAGUUGUGGUGACAUUCCAGGGCUACCAGAAACAGACCAGAUGGAAAGAAGAGGCAGCAGACCCAGCAGAACGCUUGGAUGAAGAGAUUCCCUUGACAGAUGCCUUUGAUCCUGAACUCGGGGUGCACCUAGAGGAUGAUUUAGCUUGGCCUCCACCAGCUCUGGCCACGGGUUAUUUGAAACAGGAGUCUCAAGGGAUGGCCUCUGCUCCACCAGGGACACCAAGCAAACAGUGGAACCAUCUGGCCGAAGGGUGGUCACUCCUGGGUGUGGUUAGCUGUGAAGACCUAAGCUUAGAAAGUUGGAGUUUAUCCCAUAAACUUGCUCCUCUGGACUGUGGGGCAACCCCUGGUGACCUCCUGGAUAGCCUUGGCUCUAACCUGGUCACCCUGCCAUUGAUCUCCAGCCUGCACGUAGAAGAAUGACAGGGGCUAAGGGUUCUUCGUAUUCCAGCCAUGCCUGCUCCCCUCUUUGCACCUGGGAGGCUCAGAAGUCAAAGAAAUACAUGGGUCCUUUUCUGCAGACCCACUGUGGCUGGCAAGCCAGGCACCACAGAGCAGGAAAAAGCCAUCUUGCUGCUGGCAUGUCCGGUAUGUGAGAGGUUGUGGCUAGUCUGCUGAGUGAGGCCCUGUAGACACCCGCAGAGCUGAGCAGGGUUGACAGAGACCUCCUCAUGCCUCAGGGCUGGGUCCUGUGCUGGAGGGACCUGUGUUUAGGUGGAACCUUAGGGCUUUCUGGAUGCGGUAAGACUGCAGGUCUGAAGUCAGAUCAGCCUGGAUGUCUGCUGAGGUGUUGAAGUGGCUAGCCUGAUGCAGGGUAGAGGGAGGAGGGCUCAAGAGAUAAAGGAAAGAGCAGGAGCCAGAUUUAAUUUUGUCGUGUAGAGAUUGUCCCCAGCUAGGAUAGGUUACUUGUCGCUGGAAGAUCUUGGGGUAUACACCUCCCUGAAUGAUCAGCCAGUCAAUUCAGAACUGUAGGGCAAAAGGGACUGAGACCCAGAAUUUUUGAUCCUCUUGUGAGGCGUCUCUGUUAGCCAUCUGUAGACAUCUUCAUUUUUUUUUAAAUAUGGCUGUGUCCCCUGAAUUACCUGCAGUGACCGAGCCAUUGCUCCCUGCGUCUCACUAUUGUGAUGUCAGACCAGACCCCCCCCCCCAAAAAAAAAUGGCUGUCUGUGUUAGCACACUACCUUUUAGGUGGCCUUUGGGCUUGAGCACUGGCCCAGGCUUAGGACUUAUGUCUGCGUUUGCUGCUAAUUUCUAACUACAGACCCAGAGAGCAGGGUGCUGGGCUGACACCUCUGUGUUCAGCUGUGUGACCUUGGACCAGCAGUUUAAUCAGGGGACUUAAAUAAUGACUAGAUCAUACAGAAGUCCCUCAUGCUGAAUGUUAACCAAGUUGGCCCUGGGGUGAUAGUUUAGGUCUUACCAACCUCUGGGUUGGAAGGAAGGGGACUACAGAAAUCCAUCUGCCCAUGGGGAGCUUCUGCCUCAUGCGAGUGUGUCAGAGAUCUGUGGAAGCCUAGCGGGGCCUUGUGCCAAGAUAGCUGCUAAUCACUAGGGUCAGGGCUGGUUCCUGCCUUCCUAUACUGCGUUUGAGGCCUGUCUUCAAACAGAGGCAGUUUGCAGCCCCCCAAGCAAGGAUGCUGAGAGAAGUAACAGGGCCACUGAUCCCCGAGCCCAGAGUUUCUCUUUGUAAAUACAGACUGUGUGACCCAGUGAGGCCAGUCAUGAGCUUUGGCAUCCUGCCAAGAAGGUCGUGACCUUAGUCUGGUACCAGAGCUCCCUCUGGAACUGGGAGAGCUCUUUGAGAUCUCCCUCAGAACCUUUAUUUAUUUAUUUGCUCACUUAUUUAUUUGAGGAGGCAGCGUGGCACAGGCGUAGGACUCUAGGUCUCUCAGGAGGUCUGGUUUUGCCUGCACUGUUUCUAGCUGUGUGACCUUGGGCAAGUCACGUUUUCCUCGUGGGGCCUCAGUUUUCCUGUCUGUAUGUAAAACUUGAAAAUUGAAAUGUACCUGACAUACUCAAUCCCUAGGAGUGUUGAGUCCCACUGAGAAAGUGGACAUGGAUGUGAUGUGCCUCAAACAGAACAAGAAGUGUGUGUUUUCAUCCCAAUAAAAAGUCAGGUGUCCGUGGAAGCGAUUGGAUUUCUCAUGAUGACUGGGAGUGAUGGAUGGUGGAUGUAAACGAGACAUGGGCCCCAGACUCAGCUUAAACGUGAAUGGUGGCUUUGGGAAAGGCACAUAUUCUCUCACAGUUUCUGAUUCACAGUUUCAUGGUGACUUGGAAUGACCGUUGUCAUGGUGAUGUCAUGAGGUUGACAUGAGAUCUUGGAUGAAGAGCUCAGUGUGGUGCCCUGCAACUGGCAUUCCAGGUGUAAACAGCUGUCAAGGGCUGUUAGAGCUGGAAAGGGAAAUAGGCUUUCUCUUAGGACAGGUAAAAAUGAGAGAGGUGCCCAGGGUGUUCUUUCAGAAGACUAAACAAUAAAAGGUGCAGCC